CCGGCAGCAGAACCAGGAGGUGGGUUCUCCAUUCGCCCAGGACCGAACCAGCAACGUUCAAGGACGGCAGUGCGGCCCCGGUCUCAAGGGGGAUUACCAUGGCCACUCGGUCCCGGAUUGCCCGGUUGGAGAACAAGGCAGGGCAGGCGUUUCACAAGGUUUCCCCAGACCCUGGUACACCUUCCCUGCUCCCGACGCUUGGCCGCAGGGAUCAGUGGUGAGCCGUUACCCCCACGUCCUGCCGGAGACCACCCGUGAUUCAAGCAGAGAGGAGGGUGACAAAGGUCCUGAGGACAAGUACCUGCCGGCCGUGCCUUCGUUCUACGGUGCCCCCUGGACCUCUUGUUGCCUGGCCCAGCUCUCCUCGGCUCCCAGUCCGUCUACCGCCCGGACUUCGGCCGGGCUAGGGGCUGCCACUCUGCAGAACCGCGGCCAGUCCCUACCGGGUGAGCAAGGGAGCGACAGUCAACCCGCCAGCCCCCGAUCCUGGGCGGAGCACAAGGCCGGCAGUCCCGGGCUGGACGAAGGCAGCAAAUGGGCACCUCCGGACGGCGGCAAUGAGGAUUCUCCCACUUCGGAGGACUUGGAGCAGUUUGCAAAAGAGCUGAAGAAGAAACGGAUCACAAUGGGCUUCACACAGGCUGAGGUGGGCCUAGCCCUUGGGGCAUUGUAUGGAAAGAUGUUCAGCCAGACGACCAUCUGUCGGUUUGAGGCUCUCCAGCUGAGCUAUAAGAACAUGUGUAAGCUGAAACCUCUGCUGCAACGGUGGCUGGAGGAGGCCAAGGACAACGACAAUUUUCAAGAGCUGUGCAGCAUCGACCAAACGCUGACUCCAUCCCGGAAGCGGAAGCGGCGCACCAGCAUUGAUAACAAUGUGAAGGAGAUGCUGGAGAACUUCUUCGCGAUGUGCCCGAAACCAUCCACUCAAGAGAUCUCCAAGAUUGCCGAUGACCUCAACCUGGAAAAGGACGUCGUCAGAGUUUGGUUCUGCAACCGCCGCCAGAAAGGGAAGCGGGCUGCGUUCCAGUUUGGGGAAGAGUUCGAGGGGUUACCUGGGUAUGGAGUGCCCCCCCUCCCGCCUCCCCUGCCAGGUGGGUUCAGUGCACAGGGCUACAACGGGGCAGCCAUCUCUGCCACCACCAUCUACGUACCCCAGUUCCACGAGGUGGAUUCGUAUCCCUGCAAUGUGGAAGCACAGGCCACUCCAGUGCCCAGGACAAUGCACUCGAGUUAGGAAUGAGUGAACAAGUGGAAACUGAAGACCCCCGAUGGGCAGCACUGGAAGUUGGCGCACAGAAGUCCAUCUGGCUGGAGGGACAGCAUUUUAUACUGUGUAAGGAGAACAAAUUCAAAGACAUUUUGUGGCCUGGCUUCAAUUUGAACUUUCCAGUACCUUCUAUUAAUCAUUUUAAAGAAGGGGAGGUUUUGUUGGCUAGCAAUGAUGACCCCCAGAUUAAGUAAACACUCAGCAGAGGGGUUAGGCAGCACCUAUAGAAAGAGAAAUGGAGUUAAUAUUUUGGGUUGCAGGCCCUUUUCUCAGAACUUCAUUCCCACAUUUUCAUUGGCCGUCUUUACCCUGCAGACUAAUACGGAAGCAUUUUCCAAGGUGCUUGUGCAGCCAGCUUUUCCUAGCCUGCAUCCUAAUUAAAGAACUGUCCCUUAAGAAAUACAAGGGGGUGCAACUAUGUGCUGGCAAGCAGAGUUCUGACGGAGUCUUCAGCCUGAAACAUUAACUCUGUUUCUCUUUCCACAGCUGUUAUCUGACCUGAGUAUGUUCAGCAUUUUCUGAUUUUAUUUUUGAUUUCUGUGUGCUGAGCCAGUGCUCUUUGCUGCUAUAAUUGUUUUAGCUUCUGGAGAUGGUGUUUAUCUCCAUAUUUGUCCUUUUACAAAAGUUGAUGUAAUUUGUCUGACAGAUGAUAUUCGGAAUGUCAGAUGCCAAUUGUGUUUUGCUCAAAUUGAUCUGUUACAGUUUGCCUCAAAGUCUCCCCUCAAACUUUAUAAUUCCACAGUGAAAUGUUCCAAUGCAGUUUUUCUACUGUGGGGAGGAAAAAGCAGGAUUUAACGCUGCCACCAUCCCACUAGUGUAAUGUCCAAAGGACAGCUGUCCAUCUUUAGGAUAAUUAUCUGUAGGAGAGUAGAGGGAGGGUUUGUGAAGAGACAGUUUGAUGACUUGAGAGUGUCUUCUGGGAUGUUUAUGUACCGUUGUUAGUAAGGUAUUCCUGUUUUUAAAACAAAUAUUUAAAAGCUGAAUCCAUUAUUACAAGAACUUGAUCUUGCAGAGCAGAGGAGUGGAUGGUACAGCAUUUACCAGGUAUUGUACACCUAAUUGUAGUCAGUGGAAUUAAUGAUUGGAUGGAAGUAUGUUAAUGACCAGACCUGCUUUACUCUACUAAUUGAGACCAAUUUAUACCCCUCUGGUUAUCCAGUAUUUGUAACCUGGUCCCUUUAGUGUGAAGUGAUUUACAUUUUUCUUCUCCAGCUUGGCAUCCUUGGUUCCAGUGUUGUUGACCAUGCUUAAUUAGCUCAACUGCUGAACAAGCAGAAACCCACCACUUCAAACCACUUCUUAGAGAUGCCUGGCAACAUCUGUUACUCUUUACUCUGUUGCCCAUGAGUGGUGUGUUUGGGGCCCUCUGACCCUUAUGAAAUCAAUUGGAUUUUUCUACAUAUUGUAGAACAAGCAUCAAUAAAACCUUUUGCUGUUUGGAGAAUAUUUUGUGCACAAUUUGCACGCUGUGCUUGGUAGCUUGCAUGUGGCUGGGAAA
Molecule: messenger RNA, 2765 nt
Organism: Pristis pectinata (smalltooth sawfish)
Lineage: Eukaryota; Metazoa; Chordata; Chondrichthyes; Rhinopristiformes; Pristidae
Product: POU domain, class 3, transcription factor 3-like
Exons: 5
Coding region: 626-1234 (202 amino acids)
Biological process (GO): regulation of transcription by RNA polymerase II
Molecular function (GO): RNA polymerase II cis-regulatory region sequence-specific DNA binding; DNA-binding transcription factor activity, RNA polymerase II-specific
Source: RefSeq, a predicted model, not a curated record